AGGAAGGCGAGACAUGGCUGCUUUACAACUCCAGAAUGUCGACUGGCGGGUAGGCGCCAACCGGUGGGAGCAUCACACAAACCAGUUCUCCAGCCGGGGGCUGAUCGUGCGGCGAGGCGCGGCCUUUGGCAUAGUCCUGAUGGCGAACAGAAGUCUCGUCUCUGGAGAAGCUCUGACGUUCAUGACCUCCAUAGGACCGUCCCCCUCAGAGUCUGCCAUGACGAAGGCAGUGUUUCAGCUCUCCAGUGGGAGCAGCGGUGGCUGGAGUGCAUUGCUCGUGGCCAAUGAUGAAAAUAGCCUAAGCGUCUCCAUCUCCAGUCCUGCCAACGCACCCAUCGGGCGCUACACGCUGAGCGUUCAGAUCUCCUCCCAGGGUGGCACCUCUGCUGUGACGCUGGGCGAGUUCAUACUGCUCUUUAACCCCUGGCUGGAUGUGGAUAGUGUCUUUAUGAGUAACCAGGCUGAGAGACAAGAGUACGUCCAGGAAGACUCCGGUGCCAUGUUUGUGGGAAGCACAAAUCGCAUUAACAUGAUUGGCUGGAACUUUGGCCAGUUUGAAGACGACAUUCUGGCCAUUUGCCUCUUAAUCUUGGAUAGGAGUCUGAAUUACCGCCGUGACCCUGCUACUGAUGUGUCCCGCAGAAAUGACCCCAAAUAUGUUGGCCGGGUGCUGAGUGCCAUGAUCAACAGCAAUGAUGACAAUGGUGUGCUUGCUGGAAAUUGGAGCGGCAAUUACUCGGGUGGCCGAGACCCAAGGAACUGGAACGGCAGCGUGGAGAUCCUCAAGGAGUGGAAAAGCUCUGGCUUCAAGCCAGUCCGAUAUGGCCAGUGCUGGGUCUUUGCUGGAACCCUCAACACAGCGCUGCGGUGUUUGGGGAUUCCUUCCCGGGUGAUCACCAACUUCAGCUCAGCUCAUGACACAGACCGAAACCUCAGCGUGGAUGUGUACUACGACCCCAUGGGAAACCCUCUGGACAAAGGCAGUGACAGCAUAUGGAAUUUCCAUGUCUGGAAUGAAGCCUGGUUUUUGCGGACUGACCUGGGUCCCUCGUAUGGUGGCUGGCAGGUGUUGGACGCCACCCCUCAGGAAAGGAGUCAAGGGGUGUUCCAGUGUGGCCCUGCUUCAGUCCACGGGGUCCGAGAGGGCGACGUGGACCUGCCAUUCGACAUGGCCUUCCUCUUCGCGGAAGUUAAUGCUGACCGCAUCAACUGGGUUGAAGACAGUAGCACCGGCGUGCAGAGAAAGACUUCUGUGGAUACUCAUUCCAUUGGCAAGUACAUCAGCACCAAGGCAGUGGGCAGCUACUCUCGCAUGGACGUCACGGAGAAGUACAAGUUCCGAGAAGGUUCUCCCCAGGAAAGACAAGCAUUCCACAAAGCUCUAGGGAAACUUAAACCCAGUGCAUCAUUUGGCCCAACAUCUUGGGGGGGUUUGGAAUCAGAGGAAGAGGUGCGCAGCAUCGCUGGGCAGUUCAAGGUCACUGGCAUACUGGCAGUGGGCAAAGAAGUCAGCCUAGUCCUGCUGCUGAAAAACACGACCAGCGAUGAGAAGACAGUGACAGUGAACAUGACAGCCUGGACCAUAGUCUACAAUGGCACACUUGUGCACGAAGUGUGGAAGGAUUCCGUCACGAAGUCCUUGGGCCCCGAGGAAGAAGCGCAGUACCCCGUGAAGAUCUCCUAUGCGCAGUAUGACAGGCACCUGAAGGCCGACAACAUGAUCCGGAUCACAGCCGUGUGCAAGGUUGACAAUGAGGCUGAGGUGGUGGUGGAGCGGGAUGUCAUCCUUGACAACCCCACCCUGACCCUGGAGGUGCUGGACCAGGCGCAUGUGCAGAAGCCAGUGAACAUACAGAUGCUCUUCUCCAACCCCCUGGACGAGCCAGUCAAGAACUGCGUGCUGAUGGUAGAAGGGAGCGGCCUGCUGCGGGGCAAUCUCAGGAUCGAUGUACCAACCCUGCGCCCCAAGGAACGGUCCCGGGUACGUUUUGAGAUCAUGCCCACCAGGAGUGGCACCAAGCAGCUGCUCGCUGACUUCUCCUGCAACAAGUUCCCUGCCAUCAAGGCCAUGCUGUCCAUUGAUGUGGCUGAGUGAAGGGCCCCAGUGGCCCCCUGUACAAACUUGGGUAACACGGAGCAGGGAAGGAUCGCCUAUGGAGUGAGACCCCUGCCCAUGCUGUCCAGCCUGGAAAACCCACUCUGUCCCCCAAGACUGCUGGAUGUGGACCUCCAGUCUCCAGCACACACUCCCUUCCCCCUCCCCCAGGUUGGCACUGGGACCACCCUGGCCCAUGACUUGAUCACUUUUGCACAUUCCCUGGCUGCUUCUGGGCGCCCUGCUCAUUCCUCACACCCUUCAACGCUGCAGGACGGACCCACCCUGGACCCAGGGACUCUCCAGAUGGAUACAGGCCAGAAGCUGGCCUAGACCAUUUCCUCAUUUGCAGCCUGCAUUUGGGGCAUUCCAGGGGGUGCCCAGUCACCUGCCACAGCAUCCACAC
This is a messenger RNA of Otolemur garnettii (small-eared galago), 2501 nucleotides long. It is a transcript of the gene TGM3, whose product is annotated as transglutaminase 3. The record is from RefSeq and is a predicted model, not a curated record. Bases 14 to 2095 code for a protein of 693 amino acids. Gene Ontology annotation, biological process: peptide cross-linking. The transcript has 13 exons. Gene Ontology annotation, molecular function: protein-glutamine gamma-glutamyltransferase activity. Lineage: Eukaryota; Metazoa; Chordata; Mammalia; Primates; Galagidae.